This is a messenger RNA of Symbiodinium pilosum, 564 nucleotides long. NCBI's taxonomy places the organism in Eukaryota, Dinophyceae, Suessiales, Symbiodiniaceae. The record is from the annotation of a GenBank genome assembly.
AUGCCGCGCGGACAUGGACGACGUCGUAGGAAGGAAGUCGAGGAAGACUCAGUUGAGGCGGUGGAGAGAGCCCAGAGAACCGUGAUCUUCGCCAAGACGAAGAUGUGCAAAUUUCACAUCCUGGGAGCCUGCACCAAAGGCGACGGCUGCAAGUUUGCCCACCAAAAGAAUGAACUGCAAGACCUUCCGGAUCUAGCCUGCACAAAACUUUGUAAGAUGCUGAUCAGCACAGGUUCGUGUGACGAUCCGACCUGUCGAUAUGCACACAAUCGUGCAGAGCUAAAGGAGAUUCCUGGCCUGCCUUCCCCUCUUAUGGACCAGCUGCGGGAGACGGAGGCUUCUCAGCUGGCAGAUGCUGCUAAAGCUGCUGCCAAAGCUGCUGCAGAGAGCCAGGGACUCAGACCUGGGGAAUGUUCCCUGGGCAACCUGAAAGUGCUGCAUAUUUCCCAUGGUCAGGCAACAACCCACAGCGGCAAAAGAGCAACGAAGAAAUCCAGCGCAAACUCCGACAACAGCUGUCCUUGCUUGAGUUUCUUGGACGCAUCUGGUACUUUCCCAAAAUAG